Molecule: messenger RNA, 5244 nt
Organism: Symbiodinium natans
Lineage: Eukaryota; Dinophyceae; Suessiales; Symbiodiniaceae
Source: the annotation of a GenBank genome assembly
AUGGAGUUUGACGCUGUGCCAGUGCGAAGCAACUGGCUGGACCAGUUUAUCCUCGAGGCGCUCCACUACCCCGACGCCGCUGUUCGUGGCAGCCAUUACCGAGGAGAUACCUGGGAUGCAUUUCUGAGAAGCUUGCCAGUGGAUCUGCUCUAUCACGUGAACGGCAAUGCCAUCUACAACCUUCAACAUCCGUGGCUGCAGUACAUGCUGCAAGUGUUAGAUGAAGAUGCGCAGCAGGAAGCGGGCCAAAGCGUUGCCUUCGACGUGCGCAUGGCCAAUCUCAGCUAUGACGAGUUCGGCUCUGCGCCGGAGUCUCCUUACCAGGGCGACUCCCUCUUGGUUGGCAACUACGCGCAGACGCUUCUGAACACAAGCUUCGAGAGCGUGGAGUUCAUUCGCCACGGCUCCAUGCAGAAUCUGUUCCAGGACAUCGACGACCAAGAGGUCACGCUGGGAGUCAUGGCCCAGCACCGAGACUUCAGCUUCUUCGAGGAGUCUCUCAGGUUCUCACAUCCUUUCCGACAGGUUCUCAUCAUGGGCAAAUGGAUCACCAACGAGUCAAACUACACCAUCGACUCUGCUCGAGGCCCGACGCACGUCCAGACGAAGAGGGCCACGGGUAGCGCCGCCACCCUGCUGUGCAAGAUUGCGGCUCAUGUCACAACCAGGUAUCUGGUACUCACGGACACCCACAACAUCCUCUCAAGCCCGACGUCCAUCCUGGUCGAUGGCCAAGGCUUUCCGGUGCUUCCCUACGUGCCUGCCGCCUCAUGGUCUUGCCAGCAGUUUGCGUCCUGCGCCUCAGAGCUGGAUGAAGCAGAGGCGUUCUUCGGCGUGCAGCUCGAGUAUCAUCACGACACCUAUGAAACGGUGUACUACACAGACCUCUACCAGCAGCACUGCGCUGACCGGGGGACCAUCCUUCGUGGGCUACCCAAGUACAGCCAGUGCGGCUAUGUGCACGGACCCACUGCCGACGGCUACAUCGCCUGGAUGCUGUCGAAGGAUGCGAAUUUCAGCUAUGUGCCUAGGGACAAGCGGCAAGUGGGCUUCAGGUCUUGGGGCGUUGGCGUCACCGCCCACCCGGUCGACACACGAGAAUGCUCAGUGUACCGGGAGGCAGACUUCUUGCUGGCGCAGGGCAACCUCUCCACCUGCAGCUCCCUCGUGGAGGAUCCCAGUGCAUGUCGCGCAGCGAACUGUACCUGGCGGCCCAUCUUCGGCAGUGGCAAGUGCAUCGAAACGCCGGAGGUUACCUUCACACUCCAGAUGCCGGUGGCAGUAACGACGACGACGACCACACAGACGGCCACGUUGACAUCGAUUUCCUCCACGACCUCGAGGUCUACGAGUUCGUCCACCACGAGCUCCCUCUCCACGAGCUCAUCCAUCACGUCCACGACCUCCGGGUCCACGAGCUCCACGGUGACCGCAAGCUCCACGGCGACCGAGACCUCCACGACCACCGGCUCCAGCAGCACCACCACGGAGACCAGCACCACGCAGACCACCACCACCCUCACCUUCACAGUGCUCCCGGGUCAGUGCCCGUUGCCCAUAGCCGAGCCCACCGUGGACGUUCUGGACUGCCUGUCCAAGACUCCCGGGGAAACCUGUGAGGCGGUCUGCGCGCCGGGUUAUGAGGGAGCGCCGGCCACAAUGACGUGCGGCCAGUCUGAGGUGUUCGAGGGAACCCUCCCAACAUGCAGUACGACCACCUGGACCCAAACCUUUACCACGACCAGGACUCAGCUGGUGCAGUGUGCUGGCGGGCUCCCCAUGGGACGAGGGAUUGUCAGCAGCGACUGCCUUGGCAAGUCCAACGGCCAGACCUGCCAGGUCGUCUGCGACGCCGCGCAGGGCUUUCAAGGAGGGCCAGUGGAGUACGUGUGCAACCCGUCCACUGGCGUUUUUGACGGGCCCGGCCUCGAAUGCUUCCUCCCCACCUGUUCGAUGGAUGGCCUGCCGUCUGCCUUGGACACUACCGACUGCGCGAACACGGAGCUGGGCAAGCUGUGCUUUGUUCGCUGUCCCGUGGGCUACACCGCCGCGCAGUCCGUGUACACGUGCGAGGUGACUGGCAGCUUUUCCGGCACUGCGCCGAUCUGCCAACGGCUGGUCUGCAACGUAGAUGUGCUCCCGCAAGGCAUGGGUUACGACAUCACGGCCUGCGCGGGGACGCAGUCAGGCGAAUCUUGCCAGGUUUCCUGCAAGCAUGGUUACGCUGGCGACAACGCCACGUAUUCCUGUGGCCUGGAUGGCGCGUUCUCGCCGGGCACCGCCCUGUGCGAGCGGAAGGCAUGCCCCAUGCCCGCCUCGAUGGUGGGAGAUCCGUCCUUCUUCACGGACUGCUUCGGCGCGAUGCACGGCGACGUUUGCAUGGCCAAAUGCAACGUCGGCUACACAGGAGCUCCGGUGCAGAAGCGCUGCGACAACGGCGCGUUCGUCGGCCCUGAGGCCAACUGCACCGCGCUCACCUGCAGCCUGGAAGGCCUUUCGAUGGGCAUCGGAAUCGCCACUGACAACUGUGUGGGUGUAACCACAGGCAACUCCUGCCAGUUGGGUUGCGUGCGCGGCUUCGAGGGCGUGGGCAACGCGUCCAUGCUGUGCAACAUCGAUGGCAGCUUCAGCGCUCUCCCCUUCGAGUGUCAGCCAAUUCAAUGUCAGGAACUCAACAAGAUCGCCCCCUUCAGCGACCCGAAGUACGAUGACUCCUGCGUGAACCACUUCUUUGGUGACAUUUGCACGGCCUUCUGCGAGUCGGGCUGGGACAUCUCGGGUGAUGCGAUGGUCAUGGUCUGUGACGACACCAGCAACACCAGCGCAGGAUACGCCGAGUUUACCAACCGAACCCCCGCCGAGAAUUCGCGAGGGCCUGUGUGCAUCGGCAAGACCUGCACGAUUGGACUUCCCAGUCAGCGUGGCCUUCAGCAUGAUUGCCUUGGCAAGACCACGCUGGAGACCUGUACCCUCACAGCAGACUUUGGCUUUGCGAUGCCCCCAGCGACCUUGAUUUGCACGCCGGAGGGGUCCUUUGCCGGCGUGGUGCCUGCUGUAUCUGAGGCUACUUGCCCGACACCCGACUUCGGCAACGGCACCGGGAGUACUUGUGCCAGCAGAGCCAUCGGGGAGGAAUGCUACGCCUACUGCCUGACCGGCUACGCGGGCAGUCCCCGGCUUUACCAGUGUGUUGCGAACGCCACCACUGGCAUCAUCGAGAUCGAGCCCGCUGCGGGCAGCAUCUCCUGUCUUCCGGAGACUGCCCGCCGCCUGGCACCCUCGCAAGCUCGGAGCUUGGCGUCCGCCUGUGACGGCACCUCCAUGACGUCUUUCGGCUUGCAUGCGGCGGAGUUCGUGCACAGCUGCCACACCGUUGCGCAUGACGACGUGUGCAUCAGCCACUGCGGCCGCGGAUAUGGGAUGACCGGCGAUCCUACGGUCUUGGUCUGCGACAAUGGAGUCCUCACCGGCGGGGCGCUUCCGACCUGCACUCCGCUACCGUGCAUCUACAACCUGCCAAGUGCGGUGGGAGUUGAGCACGACUGCCUCAACGUCACGACUGGUAGUAACUGCACGGCAGGGUGCACCGCGCAGGGUUUCGAGUACCGCUCUGGGGGGGCAGAGCAGUUCGUGUGCGAAGCUGCCGGAGACUUCAACGGAACGAUCCCCUCCUGCCAGAGGGUCUCAUGCAUGGAUCUGGUGCUGGAAAGCCGCUUCUCACACAACUGCAACAAUAUGAUCUUCCAGGAUACCUGUGGCGUGAGCUGCGCAAAGGGAUGGACCUUGGUGGGAUGGGGAUCACAGUAUGAGUGUGGGGCCGACCGAAACAUCUCCGGCGUCCUCCCGGACUGUGUUGGAAACCCUUGUGCAAACACCAUCCCCAACGACCAGGCCUUCUCUGGCGAGGCCUGCAAUGGCUUGACGACGGGUCUGACUUGUGAGGUGACGUGCAAGCCCGGCUCCACUCCGAACUCGGCGACGAUGACCUGCGACGCCAGCGGGGCACUGACCGGAACUCUGCCGCUUUGCAAGCCGGCCCUCUGCCCAGCGAGCACCGCUUUGGCGGAGCCCUCCUUGGCGCACAACUGCGAGGAUGUUCCGUUUGGCCGCAGUUGCAGCGUCUUCUGCGCUGAGGGGUAUCAGCUGAAUGGGACUGACGCCGGAGAGGUCUGGGACUGCGUCCUCGAUGGAUCCGGUGGGCUUGUGCUGACCGGAUCCGUCCCGCCCUGCGAGCCCAUCAUCUGCCCCAGUUUGAAUCCCAGCGAAGUUUUGGUUGACAACUGCAGCAACAUCCCGGCCGGAACGGCCUGCGAACAGCGCUGCAUAGAGGGCUACGUGCCCGUGAACGCAUCCGUAGCGGUCUAUUCCUGUGACAUGGACGGGCAGAUCGCGAACAACGGCGACAGCGUGGCAUGCGUGCGAGUCGCUUGCAACUCCAGCAUCAACCUGCCGAAUGUGUUGCACACCUGUGAUGAUGUCCAGGCCAACAGCUCCUGCUACGCAUACUGCCGAGAUGGCUACGAGAUGCAGCAGAACGAGGUGCCCAUGUGGACUUGUGCCACUGCCGGCAGUGGACUGCCCGUCGUCAGCAACGUGCCUCCCAUCGAUGGCUACUCCCUUCGUGGGGCCUUGCCGGUCUGCGUGGCACUGCCCUGCCUCUACAACCUCCCCUUCGGCCUGGAGUAUACCCACGACUGCGAUGGCGCGCUGACGGACACAGCUUGCACAGUCGCCUGUGCCGCAGGCUUUGAGGGCCCGUCAAACGUCUGGACCUGCCAACCGGAUGGAUUGCUGAACGGCACUUAUCCUUUGUGCCUGGAGAUUACCACAACAGAGACCUCCGUCACCUUCACGACGACCUUCACAGCGACGACGUUCACAACUUCUUCCACGACGUUCUGGAAUGGAACUGUCCUACUGAGCGGGUACAUCUACCUUGCACCGACUGCCAUUGCCGAUGUUUCACCCAUGGAUCUGAUGGAUGGCUUCGUGAACGACUCGCAGGUUUCCGAAGGUCUGACCAAUGCGCUCGCGUCGCUCCUCAACGUCAGCGCCGUGUCGGCGGAGGUGGUGAUCACCUUCAACGAGAGCUUCAACAGCCAGGCGGCCCGUGUUGCCUACACCGCUGACCGCGCCUUUUACACCCAGCAGGAAGCUGAGAACUUCACCCAAUCAAUCCUUGAGUCCGUCAACGCCAGUGCGACGGAGGAGGUCAAAGAGCUCAUCAACGACCACCUGGGCUUG